Tuber aestivum (summer truffle) is the source of this 1749-nucleotide messenger RNA. The record is from the annotation of a GenBank genome assembly. NCBI's taxonomy places the organism in Eukaryota, Fungi, Ascomycota, Pezizomycetes, Pezizales, Tuberaceae.
GUUCAGAAGCCGUUCCAACUACCUUACCUGACAUUCAUUUGAAAACUUUUUUUUUGCUCCAACGCACCUUUUCCCCAUUCUUUCUACUUUUCACGCUCUCCUUCUCUUUUCUACUUUUUGAUUCACCUUUACCGGUAUGGACUAUCGGCCGUGUACGCCUGUGAGGCACGAUGGCCCUAUCUCCCACUCGGUAUACCCAAAUAUUUACUUCACUCCCGGGCGUUACUCCCCCAGGCCCACCCAACCGCAAUUGCCUACUCCAUCCCACAUGAUUACCCCUGGCCCCAUGGCUCCAUUUUUUCGUCACAACCGUCUCCCUAAAGCCAAGGAUAUUACUUCCGUUAAUGAGGAGCAGGUUGCACCGAUUGGAAAUCCUAAGUCGGCAUACACUCAGGAAUUUGUACGGAGGUUCAAGGAGUGGCAUACCGGAAAAGGGGUCCUUAGUUCUCCUGAGGGUAGGGAGAACGUAUUGACUCUGGAAAUCACGAUGCCCCAUUUUCUCGAUUUCAAGAAAGCCUUGGAUAUAGACAAUGAUGAAAAGUAAGACUCUAUUCCUCCUCUCGUAAGAUAUUUACUCAACAGUGCUAGGUUUCCAAGAUAUUCAUACGACGCGUCAUCCUCACUGCUUACUAUCCAAUGCACACCUAGCCCUAUUCAUGAACAGAUCGUGUCCACUGUUUCGGAGGGGUUUACUCUCGCACGUAGGAGUCUUCCAACCAGCCUUCGCAGGAUGAUUCAUAUCGUAGGAAACCAACAGUUUACCGACUUCCAGGGGGCAUACGACGGGUCCGAGAAAGCCCCUGAUACCGCGGUUAAGGUUACGGAUGCUACUGGAGCUGUGGAGGUGAAGUUUGUCCUCGAAGUUGGCCUUGCAGAGACCUACGCCAUGUUGGUUCGCGACGCCAAGAUGUGGAUCGAGGGUAGAGAGGCUGCUUCCAUAGUUAUGAUUGUGAAGAUGGAGGAAACCCCAGUCUACAAAUGCCCAACUCGAAAUCUCAGUGAGGAUGAGUUUUCCGAGCUAGGAUUUCCUCCGAGGACGGAAAUUGAUGUGAAAAACUUCACGCUUGGAGGUCCAUAUGGGCCAGCUUUUUACAAGGGGUUGCGUUGGGUUGGGGGGGUGACUGGUUUCAUGGAGAUCUGGAAGAGAGAUCCUGUCACCCGAUUGGCUACACGUACGUCCUCGGAUCGCAUAGUAAGUUACUCCCGAGACAUUGUUUGGAUACACCCCUUCCGUUCUGUGUCUUCACACAAAGUUACUAUUUCCCUUCUGUGCAAAACCCGACGAGCACCACUUUUUUAGAGCUGAAAUGGUUGCUUGUUUGUCAAGCCAGCCCUCAAUGCCACUGAAGUGGUUCAAGCUGACCUGUGUAGAACCUCCUCAAUAUGGCCAAUACGACGUAUACUCACUUUUGGCUGCAUGACUUUGUUGAUAUCUCUCCGGACAAUGAUCAUCACAUUCCUAUCGACUGGGGUGACUAUAUCAGCAACCUCGGACUCUAUAUCAAAGAGCUAGCCGCUGAUAGGUGCCGCCGAACACUAAGAGGCCGUGAGGGACGGGAAACUAUGUUAGACGACGACUACGAACCUUAAACUAUUGUAUCUGCAUCUUGGGCUUUCUGUGGUGAAGUUGCGGGACGGCUGUGGAUGGUUAGUGUGGCCUAUGCGCAGAGGUAAAAUGCGUGGAUUGGGAUUCUUGAGGGUUGAAAAAACUUAUUAUUAGUUAGACCAAUAAACAUGAUGUUUCACCUG